ACCUGUUCUCGGGUUGCACUGGUGGUGAGUGUUUGGUGUGUUUUUAAGGAGACAGACCAAAUAGAGCAAUUUAAAAAUGCUCUAUUUGGAAACGCGGGUUUCACUGAACGUGUUUGUGUCGAGUUAAAAAUGUGAAAAUUCGUAUUUCGACUGAAAAACUACAACUCUGCAGACUCAGCAUGGCCGACCAGAGGCUGCUGUUCAUCGAUACCAAAGCUGAAACAAACAGCUCCACACCUGCUGCAGCUGAGAGGCCCCUCUGGACUCGCAGCGACACCGCGUUUGGGUUUAACUUCUUCGCGGAUAAUUCUCCGGCACCCCAGGAGAAAACAUCUGCAUCGGACAGGACUGAGCCAACCAGCCAGAUUUCCUUCGCUGGACAGGCCUCUGCUUUUGCCUUCAACUUUCAGAUCCCUCCUGCAGCACCUGCGGAGGACAUGGACACAACAGAGACCACAAACGCUUCACCUCAAGGUGAUCAACGGUGCAUGAGAGAGGAGAAGCCUCCCCUUUCUCAGGAGCCUAUCUCUCCACCUGAACCAUCUGAGCAAUCAAAAACAAAAAAAAAGAAAAAGAAAUCAGGCAAGAAAAACCCCUCGAGUGCUGAACCCCCGCAGAAGCCAGCUGAGGAGGGUGGAGGUGCUAGAGAAGCGCUGAGUCAAGAAGAGCAGCUGAACAGGGAGCUGGACUGGUGCAUCGAGCAGCUGGAAUUGGGACUGAGGUCCCAGAAGGGCACGCCAAAGCAGAAGGAGGAGGCCUCUCGUGCCCUGAAGACUCUGCGUAGCUCCAAAGCUCCUCUGGCCAAGAAGAGGCAGGUGAUGAGAGCCAUGAACGGAGACUACAGAAAGAAAAUGGAAGAAGAGAAGAGCAAGCAGUUCAAACUCAUUCAGAGUGAAAUUGCAUCAGCCCAGGUCAAACUUGUGUCAGAGUCCCCAAAGAAGUCUGUUUUCCACCGGAGAGCUGAAGUCAAACCUCAGCCGCCCCACGCAGAGGAGAAGCUGCUGCAAACUGAAGCUCAGGAUGCAGAGCCGACGCCACAGACUCAAGAGGCGACAUCGGCUUUUGUUUUUGUUCCUUCAAAGGACGAGUUCCGCUUCAAUUUUCUCUGAUUUGUCUCUCCUGAAGCCCAGUGUUUCACAAUGCAGUAUGCUUGGAAAAAAAGUCCCACCUAGGCUUCCUGAACAGUUCAUCCAGAGGAGGAGAUGCAUAACUUUCUGGUGUCAGAAAUGAUUAUGAACACUGAAAAGCUAUGAGUGGCAGCUGAAGGUAUGAGGAGAGAAAGCGUCAAAGUCACUGACAGAUUUGUAGAAGCCAUAAUGCAUUCACUGAAUUAAUGAGAUGGCUCAAAUCUCAAGAGAAGCUUAGUUUCAUCCACUUUGGGUUUGAGACAUUAUGAGAUACGUGUGUCUGUAAGUUACGCAGAUGGCAGUAUAAUUAGUUUGUCAAAUUUACGAGAAGCGGAAAGCUCAUUUAGGUGUGCUGGACGUCGCGGUGUUUCUCCGGGAUUAGUUAAAUCAAUAUGGCCUUCACAGGCAGUUGAUGCAUGCGAAGUCCAUUCAGGCUGCCAGCGCGGGAACUGGAGAGACAAUCAGGCAGUUGCUGUAAAUACUGGAUCACUGUGGAGUGCACCUGAGCUGCCAGAAUAUAUUGCUUAUUUAGAAAAACAGCAAUUUUUUUUUUAAUUCCAAAUUUUUGUUGUAUUUCUGAUAUAAUCAUGUUAAUUCAGAAAAAAAAUGGUUUGAAUGUCUUUGACUUUGUAUCAUAUUGCUAAGUACAAAAACAUUUUUUAA
This is a messenger RNA of Archocentrus centrarchus (flier cichlid), 1790 nucleotides long. It is a transcript of the gene c19h8orf33, whose product is annotated as chromosome 19 C8orf33 homolog. Lineage: Eukaryota; Metazoa; Chordata; Actinopteri; Cichliformes; Cichlidae. Bases 180 to 1109 code for a protein of 309 amino acids. The transcript has 5 exons. The record is from RefSeq and is a predicted model, not a curated record.